Molecule: messenger RNA, 1209 nt
Organism: Prunus armeniaca (apricot)
Lineage: Eukaryota; Viridiplantae; Streptophyta; Magnoliopsida; Rosales; Rosaceae
Source: the annotation of a GenBank genome assembly
AUGAUUAAUGUGUUGUGUAAAGAAGGGAAGCUGAAGAAGGCAAAGGAGUUUGUUGGGUUUAUGGAGAGUUCGGGCAUUAAGCCUAAUGUUGUAACUUACAAUACGGUAAUUCACGGGUUUUGUUCAAGAGGGAGAGUUGGAAGGGCUCAAAUGAUCUUUAGUGCUAUGAAAGGUAAAGGUGUUGAGCCGGAUUCCUACACUUAUGGUUCGCUUAUUAGCGGGAUGUGCAAGGAAAGAAGACUUCAGGAAGCAGUGGGGCUUUUCAAUAAAAUGCUGGAAAUUGGGCUACUUCCAAGUGCUGUGACUUACAACACCUUGAUUGAUGGUUAUUGCAACGAAGGUGAUCUGGACAAGGCUUUCAGUUAUAGAGAUGAGAUGGUGAAGAAGGGUAUAAGACCGACUGUGUCAACUUACAAUUUGUUGAUUCAUGCAUUGUUUAUGGAAGGUAGGAUGGUUGAAGCUUCUGAGAUGGUAAAAGAAAUGGAAGAGAAGGGAGUGGUUUCUAAUGGAAUUACAUAUAACAUCCUAAUUAACGGCUAUUGCAGAAGUGGGAAUGCAAAGAAAGCCUUUAGCCUUCUUGAUGAAAUGUUGAGUAAAUCGAUAAAGCCUACUAAGGUAACUUAUACAUCACUUAUGUAUGUUUUGAGUAAAAACAAAAGAAUGAAGGAGGCAGAUGACUUGUUUAAGAAGAUAUUGACGAAGGGUGUUCUGCCGGAUCUUGUGAUGUUCAAUGCCUUGAUUGAUGGCCACUGUGCUAACGGUAACAUGGAGCGUGCAUUUGCACUUUUGGGGGAGAUGGAUAAAAUGAAGGUUCAUCCGGAUGAAGUGACUUACAAUACCCUAAUGCAAGGGCGUUGCAGGCAAGGGAAAGUUGAGGAAGCUCGUCAACUUCUGGACCAGAUGAAGAGAAGGGGGAUUAAACCUGAUCACAUUAGUUACAAUACCCUAAUUAGUGGUUAUAGUAAAAGAGGUGAUUUGAAGGAUGCCUUUAAAGUUCGGGAUGAGAUGUUGAGCAUAGGUUUCAAUCCUACCCUUCUAACUUACAAUGCCCUUAUACAAGGUCUAUCCAAAACCCAAGAAGGUGAUCUUGCUGAAGUACUCCUUAAAGAAAUGGUGAGCAGAGGGAUCAAACCUGAUGACAGCACAUAUUACUCUCUGAUUAAGGGGAUUGGGAAUGUUGAUGAAUUUGUCAGGAAGGGUGAUUCAUGA